Messenger RNA from Psilocybe cubensis, 3447 nucleotides. RefSeq lists its product as uncharacterized. The coding region runs from base 1 to 3447 and encodes 1148 amino acids. The transcript has 3 exons. Lineage: Eukaryota; Fungi; Basidiomycota; Agaricomycetes; Agaricales; Agrocybaceae. The record is from RefSeq and is a predicted model, not a curated record.
AUGUUUUCGUUUCUCUCUCAGCUACGGCUGCCUUCCAUAGGCAUCGGAGCUCAAACCCAACUACAGGAAGAGGAUGAUGAUGUCUCUUCUUCUGGGAGAAGCCUCACCCUUCCUUUUCCAGUUACCGAAUCAUCCACAAAGAAAACCGCGGCUUCAACGGCAGCCAAACGAGAAUGGAUGGCCAGCCAUCCAAUCGCCCCUUCCACUGCCGGUGCUAAUGGGUUCAACAUCAGCAAACCCAUCCCACGGACUGCGAAUGCGUUGACGGCGUUCGACACAGAAUUUCCGGCACCUCCGACAGGCCUUGGAGAGCAGGUGCAUGUGUUUGGCCAAGUGCGACCUAUUCGAGCGACUCCGCCGUUCUCUGGCGCUGUGCAAGGCCCAGCGUGGUAUGAGCAGGACAAAUCUAGUCCGCAGGCGUCGGUAUCGCCCCCUCAUAUUGUCCGCAUCAACAGCACCAUCGAAAGUCAGUCUAUCAAUGCAAACAAGCAGGCAGAAGGGGGGAGUGUCAAUCCUCCUCCUUCAAGGCCUGUAUACAAGUAUACUUCUUACCCAAACCCAUCGGCGUAUGCGCAACCGUACCCCACCUCUGGAGGAAGCAGCGGUAUUGCCUCUGCAAAGUCGGGCCAGAUGCAUUCCACGGUCGACCGGGACGAGCACGACAAUGAAAGCGAACACGAGUUUUACACUUCGCCCUUCGACGACACAGACCCUUUGGGUGCCUUACCACCAAGCACCACUGGAAAGUCAAGUAUGACCAAAUCACGGUGGAACUUGAAGCUCCAACUCCAUAGCAGCGGUGCGCAAAGCACACCUUCGCUCUUAGUAGGCUCUGGAACAUCUCAAGCGAAUCGGCUGCAUGCACUACCCCACUUUGCGUCUCAGAACCCAUUGAAGAAGGGAAUUCCUUACGGUCACAAGGUUACACUGAAUGAAGAUGGUCAAAUUUUGCCUGUCGACGUUGACACGGAUGUAUACAACAAUGCAUAUAACUAUCCACUUGCGAAGCAGCUUUCUCCAAUCGCAGAACAGGACUAUACCUCGCCCACUACGGCUACUGGCGAUACGGAGUCGAGGUCGAUUUCUUUGAGGUUUGGCAAAGGUGGUGACGGCAAUUUGUCCAAGGCUAGCCUUGGUACGGAGAGCCCGAUUAGCGUCGCGUUGGCGGGCGCUACGAAGAAGGAGCAGGGUGGUGUGAGUGAUGUUAUGGAAAGAGAGCCAACGAGGAAUAGGUCAGGGUCGGUGGGAUCAAUGGGUAACGGGCAUAAUCUAAGCAGAGCCGGUUCGAUAUCGAGGAGUAUUGUUGUACUUCCUGGUUCUACCAAUGGUAGUCCAAUUGGAAGUCUGAUGCCAGAGGUUUUUAUUCCAGGUCCAUCACCUAUACAUGCGUCGCCGUUUAUCACACGUCACCUGAAUCGGACAGUCUCGCAGACAUCGUCCAAGUCUGACUCGCAUAUGCAAGGUCAGGUAACCCCGACUGCCGUCAAUUUCCAAGGCCAGACUCCAGCGCCACCACGGGCUGUCGCCCAGCUUUCCACUGGUUCGAUCCAAAGGUCGGCCACUGCUAUCAACACCCCCAAUGGCAUUGCCUAUGGACGAGAAACCAUACAAACCCCCAUUUCGGCUGGUACGACAUCUUCGACACCCACAGGGCCUUAUUACACCCCAACGUCAACGUUGCAGACGCCUACUGUUGCGCAAGCUCCCACGCCUACCUCACCGUUCACUGCUGGCGGUAUCGGUGUUGGUGCUGGUGUUAGUAGCGGCCCAGCGGUCACGUUGGCACCGCCGCCUGCAGCUGUAACGACGAACACUUUAUAUCCGACAUAUCCUGUUGGAAGCGUUGAAAGUGCAGCUUACCCGACAACGACGCCGACGCCGAGGUUGCCCAAGAUCCCAUCGAUACCAAAUAUCCCGCCGUUGGAUUUGAGAUUUUCGUUGCUUGGUUCGGUUGGGCCUAGGGCUAGUCGAGAGAUGAGGAUGGAGAGGGUGGCGGCCUCUGCCGCUGCUGCCAGUGCGGCGCACAGGAGAAGUCUGGGAGGAGAUGUGGAAAAGAUGCCAGUUAUCCCAGGAAGUGUGGAGGGUCAUUACGAAGAAGAGAGCGAAGAUGAUUAUCUAGAGGAAGAAGACGAUGAAGAGGAGGAGGAAGGAGGUGAAGCGGAAGAAGAUGAUUCAGAAGAAUACGAUCGAGAAUCGCUGCAUGCCGAAAGCUUUGUGACUGCAGGCACAAAUGAAGAUGCGAAUGUGGGAGGGGAAAGCAAUGUUCAUGAUCCAGAGCUUGGCGUCGAGCUCUCGGACCUUGGAAAGCAAAGUCGAAGUGGUUCGCAGUCUACAUCAGGAUCUCUUCAUUCGCGCGCACCCAGUGCGUCUGCUCCGCUGUCCAGUUCUUCAAGAUGCCUUCCGGCGACGACGUUGGAGCCAGUAGCAGGAACUUCUUCGGCACCAAAAUCAGCUACUGGCGAAUCGUUCAUACACCGUCGAUGGGACCGAGACGCCGCCCUAGGCUUCGGAAGCAUCUCCUCCUCGCCCACUACAUUCCGUGCGAAAGGACAGGACUCGCGCUGGCCAACGCGCCUGUUUUCCACGACGUUCUUCUCAUCAUCCUCGUCACCUACCGCUACAUUCACGCCGGCGUUCUGGGCAUUCUGGCUGGGUUUCAUUUGUCCUGUGCUCUGGUUGGUGGGCGGGUGGCACUUUACGAAUGCGGGGGAGCUGCCGCCGAAGUAUACAAUGUGGGAAUGGUAUUUCUGGAGCUCCAGGUGGAGCAUUGAGGGGUUCAAGGCAGGGCUGACGAGAAUGUUUGCGUGGAGGUGGUUACCGUGGGUGAGGCGCGCGGCGGCAAAUGCGGAGAAGGAGAGGAAGAGGGGCAGUCAUCAGAGUGGGCAGAGUGAUAUUGGAGAUGGUACCAUGGCACAGAGAAGGAAAGGGAAGAGAAGGAGCAGUAGUUCACAGCAAUCAAAGAAGGCGAGGGCGGGCAAGGUGUUCCCAUCGCUGCCCCAGUGGGUCGCAGAGAAGCAGAGCACGGAUGAUGGGCGGAUGAGGCUGAAUGACCCGAAGCGCUCUUUGCGGGGUAUUUCUUUUGGUUACCCGUUCAUCUCGCGUCCGCCGAUGGGAUCCCAGGACUCGUGUGGUACCCCUGGUGACAUAACAGUGCCGGCUCCGCCAGCGGUCGCUGCUGGUGCGUCGACGUCGACGUCUUCGAGUGUGUCGAAGCUCAAAAAACAUGUUGUGGAUGUUGUGUCGAAGCCGAAUAGGGCGCUCGAUUUGUUGUACGGUGUGCAGUUGAAGGAGGUGAGGGGCCGCCCGGAAAGUGGGAGGAGGAUGUUCGAUCCGUGGAUUCAGAGGUGCAGGUAUGCGUUUUGCUAUGCGAUGCUGCUCCUUGCGGCAGGACUUUGUACGGCAUCAGUGUAUUUGAUUGCGAUUAACACUAAGAAGCUGGAACAGUAG